UGGCAAAGGAGCAUUAUUAAAGUUCCAGCUAGCAACUUCAGCAGAGAAAUUCAUUUGUGACGCAUCUCAUCAAAUCUUCUCCAUCAAGCCACAUCAUGUUAAACAAGAGCAUUCUGCUGCUGUCUCUUCAGAUAAGUCUCCUAGGAAUCACUCUUGGUGGGAAUGUUCUCAUUUGGCCAAUGGAAGGUAGUCAUUGGCUAAAUGUUAAGAUAAUUAUCGAUGAAUUGAUUAAAAAAGAACAUAAUGUGACUGUCCUAGUUGCCUCUGGUGCACUUUUCAUCGUGCCAACCUCAAACUCAUCUCCAACAUUUGAAACAUAUAAGGUACCCUUUAGCAAAGAAAGAAUAGAAAGCGUUAUCAAGGACUUUGUUUUGACAUGGAUGGAAAAUAGACCCUCUCCUUCAACCAUUUGGAGAUUCUAUCAGGAGAUAGCCAAAGUCCUUGAGGACUUCCACAUGGUAUGUCAAGAAAUCUGUGAUGGUGUUCUCAAAAAUGAAAAGCUGAUGGAAAAGCUGAAGAAAAGCAAAUUUGAGGUCCUGGUAUCAGAUCCAGUAAUUCCUUGUGGUGAUAUAAUAGCUUUAAAACUGGGAAUUCCAUUUAUGUACUCUUUGAGGUUUUCUCCUGCCUCAACAGUAGAAAAGCACUGUGGGAAGGUACCAUACCCUCCUUCCUAUGUUCCUGCUAUCUUAUCAGAACUCAACGACCAGAUGUCUUUUACUGACAGAAUAAGAAAUUUCAUCUCCUACCAUCUACAGGACUACAUGUUUGAUACUCUUUGGAAAUCAUGGGAUUCCUACUACAGUAAAGCCUUGGAUGGUAGUCAUUGGUUAAAUAUUAAGAUCAUUUUGGAAGAGUUGAUUCAAAGAAAUCACAAUGUGACUGUACUGGCUUCAUCAGCAACUCUAUUCAUCAAAUCCAGUUCUGAACUUCCUGUGAAUUUUGAGGAGAUACCUAUUUCCUACAAGAAGAGCAAUAUAGAUUCCUUAAUUGAACAUAUGAUAAUGCUGUGGAUAGACCAUAGACCAACUCCUCUCACACUCUGGACCUUCUACAAAGAACUAGGAAAACUCCUAGAUACUUUUUUUCAAAUUAAUAUACAAAUCUGUGAUGGAAUAUUAAACAACCCCAAGUUAAUGGCAAGACUUCAGAAAGGUGGUUUUGAUGUAUUGGUCUCAGACCCAGUAACAAUCUGUGGGGACUUGGUUGCUCUGAAAUUAGGAAUUCCAUUUAUGUACACAUUGAGGUUCUCUCCAGCCUCAACAGUGGAGAGACACUGUGGGAAAAAUCCAGCACCUGCCUCCUAUGUACCUGCAGCUCUGUCAGAGCUCACUGAUCAGAUGACCUUUGGUGAAAGGGUCAAAAAUACCAUAUCUUAUUCUCUGCAAGAUUAUAUAUUUCAAUCCUACUGGGGAGAAUGGAAUUCAUACUACAGCAAAGUUCUAGGAAGACCCACUACAUUAUGUGAGACUAUGGGGAAAGCAGAAAUUUGGCUAAUACGGACAUAUUGGGAUUUUGAAUUUCCUCGUCCAUACUUACCUAAUUUUGAGUUUGUAGGAGGAUUGCAUUGUAAACCUGCCAAACCGUUACCUAAGGAAAUGGAAGAAUUUGUCCAAAGUUCAGGUGAAGAUGGUGUUGUGGUGUUUUCUCUGGGGUCAAUGGUCAAAAAUCUCACAGAAGAAAAAGCCAAUCUCAUUGCCUCAGCCCUCGCCCAAAUUCCACAGAAGGUUUUAUGGAGGUACACAGGAAAGAAACCAGCCACAUUAGGAGCCAAUACUCGGCUCUAUGACUGGAUGCCACAGAAUGAUCUUCUUGGUCAUCCCAAAGCAAAAGCUUUUAUCACUCAUGGUGGAACCAAUGGUAUCUAUGAAGCUAUCUAUCAUGGGGUCCCCAUGGUGGGAGUUCCUAUGUUUGCUGAUCAGCCUGAUAACAUUGCUCACAUGAAGGCCAAAGGAGCGGCUGUGGAGGUGGACAUAAACACAAUGACAAGUGAAGAUUUGCUCAAUGCCUUGAGAACAGUAACUAAUGAUCCUUCUUAUAAAGAGAAUGCUAUGAGAUUAUCAAGAAUUCACCAUGAUCAGCCAAUGAAGCCUCUGGAUCGAGCGGUCUUCUGGAUCGAGUUUGUCAUGCGCCACAAAGGAGCCAAACACCUGCGGCCAGCCGCCCAUGACCUCACUUGGUUCCAGUACCACUCUUUGGAUGUGAUUGGGUUCCUGCUGGUCUGUGCAGCAGCUGCUAUAUUCCUGGUUGCAAAAUGUUUUUUGUUUUCUUGUCGAAAAUUAGGUAAAACAGGAAAGAAGAAAAAGAAGGAAUAGAUCUUUCUAAGUUUUGUAAAGGCCUGAAAGGGCAAUCCUGUUCAUUCUAGCCACAAUGACCUUAAUAAAAACACAUCAUCUCCAUCCUGUUUUCAAAAUUCCCACUCCACCUUAGCUUAGAGAUAAAGCCCGGAAUUCAACAAGAUCAUUAACUAGUGAGCAUGCUCUUUUCUUCCUUUGUCUUUUCCCAGGUGGCUUUACCUUCUUCCUCAAACUUUCCUGACAAAUAUAUGCUGAAGCUGAUGGAUGUAGAGAACACAGAAGAAUAAAAUUCAUAAGUUCUCCUAGAACGUGCAACUUAGGAAAUUAUCACGGGAUAUUAAUAUGUUAUAAAAAGAGUAAUGAUUUGAUAUUUCAUAAAAAUAAGCUCUCUGCUUGCCUAAUGUUACUGGGGUCAGAGCAUGAAUUGAUAAUAACUGUGAUGGCACAUCGCACUAGGAAAGGUCUAUAAAUUUCCAUUGAACUCAUAGAUAAUCAUGACCUACGCCCCUGCCUUCAGUCAACAAGUGUUCUCGAGUGCCAUUUAGUGCAAGAGUCUGGGCAUUUCCUUCAAACAAAAGAGAUGGAUUGAGUCAUUGUUUUUUCUCAGGGAAAGAGAAUGUUAGCAAUAUGUUAAAGGUGAAGAAAUCAUUUUUAGAGGAAAUAAUAGGAAAUAUAGAAAAAAAUUUAGUACUUUUAUGAAAUUUUUAAUUAACAGUACAACUGAUAACCUUAAAGUUAAAUGUCAAUUCAUUAUAUUUAAAAAUCAUUAAUACUCAUAAUCCAUAAUCACUAUUUAAAAUCAAAUUCAGUUUUCUGUCAAAAAACAAAUAUUUACCUAAAAUAUAAGAUCAUUAUAUUAUUUUCCAGUGUGUAUCUUCUACAAAUUUAAAUUCAUCAAUUAAUUGUUAUGUUAUGGAUAUAAGAUGUUAACAGAUCUGCUCAGUCAAGGAUAUGUUAUAGUAAGUAUUUACCCAAAGCACUAAUUAAAGGCAAAUGAUCAUGUUUGAAUCAGCUUUCAUUAAUGUAACUAAUUUAAAAGUAGAUUAAAGAUUGUUCUUGCUUUAUUAUUUAUAAAUCAUAUGUCUAACUAAAAUUUUAAUUUCAUAUUUGAUAUAUAAUUGAGGCAAUAAAUUACAUCCAUUGGCUUAUUGAAAAUUUUGAAAUUCUUAUUCAUUUCAUUCUGGUAUAUUAAAAAUUACUUCCAA
This is a messenger RNA of Equus quagga, 3499 nucleotides long. Its product is annotated as UDP-glucuronosyltransferase 2A2. Bases 96 to 2312 code for a protein of 738 amino acids. Lineage: Eukaryota; Metazoa; Chordata; Mammalia; Perissodactyla; Equidae. Gene Ontology annotation, molecular function: UDP-glycosyltransferase activity. The transcript has 8 exons. The record is from RefSeq and is a predicted model, not a curated record.